CAUCUGUUGACGAUUGUAUCUGAAUUUGCACAAUGAAUUCGGCCUUUCACUGUGUCUGGUGCAAUGUCAUCGCCUCCCUAACUGGCGUUUACUGAGUAAAAAUACACAUUCACAGCAUAACGAACGCAACCUCGGGUGUUAAGUCGAAAGUCAACGGAGAGGACAUGUAAAGCCAUCGUUUUAAAAAGGAGGAAUUGUAUACGCUGACUAAGGAGAGCCCAUGAAGUUCACAUAUCGAGCCUUUCUUUUAUAAGGUCCUGCUGUAGUUCUGGUCUGUAUCCAGUCUCCUCUCUAAAUGGCGAUAGCACGCCAGUUUGGAUUACUCUUGUGGAAGAACUACGUUCAGCAGAAGCGUCAGAUCCUGGUGACUCUAGUGGAGAUCGCCCUGCCCCUGCUCUUCUCGGGCAUCCUCAUCGUGCUGCGCGAGAACGUGCCUUUCAAGGACUACCCCAACGCCACGCUCUACCAGAGCUUCUCUGUGGAUGGCCUGCCGUACCCACUGGACAACUACCAUCGCUACCAGUUGGCCUACGUGCCGGGCAAUGCCAGUGUGGUGCGGUGGGUGGCGGAGGACGUGCAGCGCAGCCUGGCACCCGUCAUCAGUUCAGUACAUGGGUUUGAGACAGAGGAGCAGUUUGAGGACUUUGUGAGGAAGGACCCUCAGUCUCGGAAGGUUCUGGCUGCUGUGGUGUUUGAGCACUCCUUCACUCACGAUGAUGAGCCACUGCCCCAACAGGUCAGCUACCACCUGCGGUUCAGCUUUAGUCCCCGUAAUGCCCCGGCCAAGGAGAAGUCUGAGCUAAACAUCAACAAUGACUUUGACUGGCACACCCUCAACUUGUUCCCCCUCUUCCAACUGCCCGGGCCCAGGGAGCAGUACGACCUCCAGGGGGGCACGCCUGGUUACUUCCGCGAGGGCUUCCUGGCUGUGCAGCAUGCGGUCAACAAGGCCAUCAUGCGUUCCUAUAACAGCACAGGAGCAACCUGGCUCUUCUCCCACACCCGGGUGGUCCUCCGCCGAUUCCCCUUCCCGCCGUUCAUCUACGACGUGUUCAUCCUGGCCAUCCAGAACCAGCUGCCCCUCCUCCUGGUGCUGAGCCUCACCUAUACCUCUCUGAACAUCGUGAGGGCCGUGGUGCAGGAGAAGGAGAGGAAGCUCAAGGAGUACAUGCGGAUGAUGGGCCUCAGUAACUGGCUGCACUGGAUGGCCUGGUUCCUCAUGUUCUUCCUCUUCCUCGCCAUCUCCAUGUUCUUCGUCACGCUGCUCUUCUGCAUCAAGGUGAGCCCUAAUGGAGCUGUGUUGACCUAUAGUGACCCCACCCUGGUCUUUGUCUUCCUGCUUGUCUUUGCCGUGGCAACCAUCAACUUCAGCUUCAUGAUCAGUGCCUUCUUCUCAAGAGCCAAUGUGGCGGCGGCGGCGGGCGGCUUCAUCUACUUCCUGUCCUACCUGCCGUACGUGUUCCUAUGGCCUCGCUACGACCUGCUUAGCCACGCCCAGAAGGUGUCUGCCUGCCUCAUCUCCAAUGUGGCCAUGGCCAUGGGAGCGCAGCUACUAGGCAUGUUUGAGGGCAAAGGCACGGGGAUCCAGUGGUGUAACCUGUUUGAGUCUGUGACGGUGGACGAUGACUUCUCCCUGGCCCAGGUGCUGGGGCUGCUGCUGCUGGAUGCCCUGCUCUAUGGCCUGGUGGCCUGGUACGUGGAGGCUGUGUUCCCAGGGGAGUACGGAGUCCCUCUGCCCUGCUACUUCUUCCUACUGCCGUCCUACUGGUGCAGCAGCCCCCGCAUGGCCAUGGUGAAGGAAGAGGAAGACGUGGAGAAGGCUCUGAAGGGAGAGUUCAUCGAGGAGGAGCCAGCCGGACUGGUCUCAGGAGUCAAGAUCAAACACCUGAACAAGGCAAGGUCUUGUCUGUUUCCUCCCAGCAGUGGCAGGGCCUACAUUAACGGCUAUGACAUCUGUCAGGACAUGGCUCUGAUUCGCCACAGCCUGGGCCUGUGUCCGCAGCACGACGUGCUCUUUGACAACCUCACUGUCCAGGAGCACCUGCUAUUCUACACACAGCUGAAGGGGUAUUCCCAGGAGAAGAUUCCAGCUGAGGUGGACCGGAUCAUCAGGAUUCUGAACCUGGAGGACAAGCGACAUUCCUACUCCAAGACCCUGUCAGGUGGGAUGAAGAGGAAACUGUCCAUUGGCAUCGGCCUCAUCGGAGACUCCAAGGUGGUGAUGUUGGAUGAGCCCACGUCGGGCAUGGACCCGUCGGCGAGGCGGGCCACCUGGGACCUGCUCCAGGGCGAGAAGCGCGGGCGCACCAUCCUGCUGACUACGCACUUCAUGGACGAGGCCGACCUGCUGGGGGACCGUAUAGUCAUCAUGGCUGGGGGAGAGCUGCAGUGCUGUGGCUCUCCGCUGUUUCUCAAGAACAAAUACGGUGCUGGCUACCACAUGGUGAUCGUGAAGGAUGCGCUGUGCAACGUGUCUGAGAUCACACGGCUGGUCCACAUGUACGUUCCCAACGCCACGCUGGAGAGCAGUGCUGGGGCUGAGCUCUCAUACAUUCUGCCCAAAGAGAGCACCAACCGGUUUGAGCUGCUGUUUGCAGAGCUGGAGAUGAACAGAGAGGAGCUGGGCAUCGCCAGCUAUGGAGCCUCUGUCACCACCAUGGAGGAGGUCUUCCUCAGAGUGGGGAAGCUGGUGGAUUCUAGCCUGGACAUCCAGGCCAUCCAGCUUCCCCCGCUGCAGUACCAACACGAGAGACGCUCCCAUGACUGGACCAUGGAUGACACCAGCAGCUAUAGCGGCAUGACGGACGUCACCGACUUCACUGACAGCGGCACGCUCAUCUCCGAGGACUGCUCCAACAUCAAGCUCAACACCGGGGCCAGACUGUACAUGCAGCAGUUCUAUGCCAUGUUCCUGAAGCGGGCGCUCUAUAGCUGGAGGAACUGGAAGGUGAUUGUGGCCCAGUUCCUGGUGCCCCUGGUGUUCACCGUGCUGGCCCUGGUGGUGGCAAAGACCUUCCCCGGGCGCCACGACUCACCGCAGCUGAGGCUGGCACUGGGCCGCUACGGCCCCACCACUGUGCCCGUGGCCCUGGAGCCCGGCAAGGGACCGCUGGCAAUCGCCCUGGCACAGGUGUAUUCUUCACAAUUGGCCGCCCAGCAAGCCCAGGACGUCAAUAUUAGGGACUUCACGGAGUACGUGCUCACCAAGACCGAGGAGGAGGGCGGGGCAUUCAACGAGCGCUGCGUGGUGGGUGCAUCAUUCAGAGGCGGCACGGGGAAGUUUGCCGAGGUCACGGCCUACUUCAAUAACCAGGGCUACCACACGGCCGCUACAGCCCUGAUGAUGGUGGACAACACCCUGUUCAAAAUGCUGGCCGGGCCCAACGCAUCGAUUAUGACUGGAAACAUGCCCAUGCCCCGCAACGUCUCCGAGAGCGCCCAGAGUCAGCUGACAGAAGGUCAGACGGGCUUUGCCAUCGCCAUCAACCUGAUGUAUGGCAUGGCAUCCCUGUCCAGUACCUUUGCCCUGCUCCUGGUCACAGAGCGUUCACUCAAGUCCAAGCACGUACAGCAGGUCAGCGGCGUCUACCUCUCCAACUUCUGGUUCUCUGCACUGCUCUGGGACCUGGUCAACUUCUUCUUGCCCUGCAUGCUCAUGCUGGUGGUGUUCCGGGCGUUUGGGGUCAAGGCCUUCGUAGCAGACAACCACCUGGUUGACGUGUUAUUACUCCUGCUGCUAUAUGGCUGGGCCGUCAUCCCCCUCAUGUACCUGCUCAGCUUCCUGUUCUCCACCGCUGCCACCGCCUACACCCGCCUCACCAUCUUCAACAUCAUCAGCGGCACCGCCACCUUCCUCACCGUCACCAUCAUGACCAUCCCAGAGCUAUAUCUACAGGACCUGUCUCGUAACCUGGACAAGGUGUUCCUGCUCUUCCCUAACUACUGCCUGGGCAUGUCCUUCAGCCAGUUCUACCAGAACUACCAGUUCAUCACCUUCUGCACCCCCAACCCCGUGACCAUGGCCUUCUGCCGUGCCUUCAACAUCACGUACCAGGAGAACUACUUCUCCAUGUCAGAGCCGGGGGUGGGGCGUUUCCUGGUGGCCCUGUCCCUGCAGGGUGUAGUCUUCAUCACCCUCCUUUUCAUCAUCGAGAUGCAGUGUGUCAAAACCCUCCGCCGCUUCCUCACCCACCUCGCCAGCAGACAUAAACAGUUGCCUCUGAUGGGGGAUGCGGCCCUACUGCCGGAGGACAGGGACGUAGCGGAGGAGAGGAAGAGGGUUCUGGAGUGUCAGCCCAUAGUAGAAUCUAUGGUGGGGAGCCCACUCAUUCUGCAGGACCUCAGCAAGGUAUACAGCAGUGGAGAAACAGUACUGGCGGUAGACAGACUCUCUCUAGCAGUGGGGAAAGGAGAGUGUUUUGGCCUGCUGGGUUUCAAUGGAGCAGGGAAGACCACCACCUUCAAGAUGCUCACCGGGGACGAGACUGUCACCUCUGGCGAUGCCUACAUUGACGGCUACAGCAUUCUGAGGGAUGUCAAGAAGGUACAGCAGCGGAUUGGCUAUUGCCCGCAAUUCGACGCUGUCCUGGAUCACAUGACAGGAAGAGAAACGCUGAGCAUGUAUGCUAGGCUCCGGGGGAUACCAGAGAAAUACGUGUCAGGCUGCGUGGAGAACGUGCUACGGUCCUUACUACUGGAGCCCCAUGCUGACAAACUGUGCCGCAGCUACAGUGGGGGCAAUAAGAGGAAGCUGAGUGCGGCUGUGGCUCUGAUUGGUGGACCCCCGGUAAUCUUCCUGGACGAGCCGUCCACUGGCAUGGACCCGGUUGCUAGGCGACUGCUGUGGGACGCUGUGACGCGCACCCGGGAGUCUGGAAAGGCCAUCAUCAUCACCUCUCACAGUAUGGAGGAAUGCGAGGCCCUGUGUACCCGGCUGGCUGUGAUGGUUAACGGUCAGUUUAAGUGUCUGGGCAGUCCCCAGCACCUGAAGAGUAAGUUUGGCAGUGGCUACACACUACUGGCUAAAGUACGAGUGCACAAGGAGGUGGAGGAUAGCGACCUGCAACUCUUCAAGGACUUCAUCGAGAGCACCUUCCCAGGAAGUCUACUAACAGAUGAACACCAGGGAAUGGUGCACUACCACUUAACUGACAAGACUCUUACCUGGGCACAGGUGUUUGGCACCCUGGAGGCAGCCAAAGAGAAGUACAACAUCGACGACUACGCUGUGAGCCAGAUCUCCUUGGAACAGGUGUUCCUCAGCUUCGCCCAGUUUCAGCACUGCAGCAGGAAAUAGAUACAGCGAGGAGGAAGAAGAGGGGGAGCUCCAUCUCUCUGUUUCUCUCUCUUUCUGUCUGUCCAUCCGUCGUGUGUAUCUCUCCACUCUGUGUGGCUGACCUGUGUACAUGGGCUCGACUAUGUGACGCGCCACUGAGCUAUGAUCAGGUCUUGAUCUACAUACACACAGACAGACACUGUGCAGUGAUGGAGCAGAGUUUGAAUCCCUGGACACCCGGUCUUCAACGUGGCCGUGUUACCCCAGCUCCCUCUAACCCCGCUGGGCUUGGACCGCCAACCAGACUGGACCUGUUGAUCCAAGCCUGGGUCUUAACCAUCAACCACUCCUUUCUCUUCUGUUCAAUCAGUUUGUGUGUUGGACAUUUAGGUCAUUACAGAGGCAAGGUUAGAGUUAGGGAGUUCUGGGGGGGUCUGCUAUACGACCAAGUAAGAAAUCUUAGAUGUUACCCCUUUUUGUCUUUGACGUUUAAAGACCAUGUAUACAACUGGAUAUGAUGGUCUACUCUGUAUAAUACAACUCAGCCUUGUGAAUGUGUGACAGGCAGGGUUGUAAAUGUGUGACAGGCAGGGUUGUGAAUGUGUGACAGGCAGGGUUGUGAAUGUGUGACAGGCAGGGUUGUGAACUUGUAUGCAGCUUUCUUUAUGAAUGAUUUUUGUCUCCUCAUAUGAUUCUUACUGUGAUCCUAAACAAUUGUUGGUUAUUGUUCGUCACUGAUAUGAUUGAAAUAUACAAUGAAGCACUUCAAGUGAUGGAAUUGUAAAACAAAUCAACACUUUUUUCUUUAUUAGGGUAAAUGCCAUGCUAAUGCCAUGCCAGGGUAAAUGCCAUACUAAUGCCAUGCCAGGGUAAAUGCCAUGCUAAUGCCAUGCCAGGGUAAAUGCUAUGCUCUAACGCUUGCUCAUCAUUUUUGGUCGGAUGUAAAUGAUGUAAUAGAUUCAUGGUACUGAAGCCACUUCCUGUAGGAAAUCAUUAGAUUGGUUUGCAGAAACAGUGGCUAACAAUUGCAUGUCUGAAAGAACAACAACCUCUCUGCACUGCAUUGCAUGGCACACAAAGUGUGCUAGGUAUUGAGAUGCCCUCAGACCAUCAUUGAAAUUCCUAAUUGCAAGAUUCAGAAAGAAAAAAGGUCUUGGACUGUGUUGUUUCUAUCCUUAGCAUUGUGUCCACUGACUGAAGCACAACUUCCCUUUCUACGGGCUACAGUAAGUUUGAUGCAGUGUCAUAGUUACAGAAUCACUGUGUCAACCUGCUGAGGUACAGAUAUGUUAUUUGACUUUAAGUGAUAAGUCAAUGACCUUGUGAAAUCACUGAACUAUCCCUCUAAAUGAGGUGUUUUUUGGUCAGUUUACCCACUAAUUUAACUGCAGCUUAAGCAUUUCAUGUUAACUUUAUUUGUUUGUGUGCUGUCCCUUUACUGCUGUCAAUUAUACUACUACAGUACUACAAUGUUAUUCCUGAAGGCUGAAACAAAAUGAUGUUUUUGCUUAUCAAUGUGUAGAUGCAUUACAGCUAUGGACCAAUGCACUGUUACGUCCUCUUAAUAUAGAGUUUAGAGUACUUUACUAUAGAGUAACACACCGUCCAGUCAACAAAUCAGUCACUUUUUCCCAUCCAUUGGCUGUUUUGUUUUCUCAUUUGCAAAUCCUUUCUUAAUGUAUUUGAAUGAAGAGGUUGAAUGAGAAUGUGAGGUUUAAAGACAAUAGCUUCCACAAGAAUGAAAGUAUUUCUGUCCAGACAGAGAAUUCCUGCGUCUUGUUCCAGCAUUCCAUUUAUACUAUAUAUUUUUUUUGCUUUGUGGAAAAUGUUUAGGCCAAGUCCAAUAUUUAGUCCAAUUGUGUCUAGACAUGUUCACUCUCCUAUGUUCUCCCAAUGCUACCCUGGUUGAUGUGGUUAUGUAUCUAAACUAUCAACAGUAGUCAUGGGAGCAUAGUGUAAACGUCUUAAAGGGGUAGCUGACUUUUUUGUUGAUGUUUUCAGUUAAAAAAAGUAAACUGUCCUUUUUAAAAGAAUGUUUCUGAAAAUGGUUAACUUAUCAAUGCAACUGACUGUAAAACAGCCUCCCAUAAGGACCAUGAAGGAUCAACUCUGCCCCCCCACCCCCCUCAUAGCUCACUCAAUCUAGCAAGUUGACUUUUUAUUUUAUUUUUUAAAAGCACUUUUGAAGUAAACCUCUGCAACAA
Messenger RNA from Oncorhynchus nerka (sockeye salmon), 7479 nucleotides. It is a transcript of the gene abca3b, whose product is annotated as ATP-binding cassette, sub-family A (ABC1), member 3b. NCBI's taxonomy places the organism in Eukaryota, Metazoa, Chordata, Actinopteri, Salmoniformes, Salmonidae. Gene Ontology annotation, cellular component: membrane; intracellular membrane-bounded organelle. Gene Ontology annotation, biological process: transmembrane transport; lipid transport. The transcript is spliced from 30 exons. Gene Ontology annotation, molecular function: ATP hydrolysis activity; lipid carrier activity; ABC-type transporter activity. The record is from RefSeq and is a predicted model, not a curated record. Bases 296 to 5296 code for a protein of 1666 amino acids.